UUACAAAGUCCAUAACUAUCGCUUUUCUUUUUUACCUUUCUAUAUAUUUUUCGAUUCUAAAUUCUUUUUUUCCAGUUUAAAUGUGUUUUUAGUAUGACAAGAGAAAUAUUGACGAGGUGAAAAUGCUGAGUAGUGAUUUUUACUUUUUGAUUUUAAAAAUAUGUACUCACGAACAUACAGUUUUAUAUUAUGAAAAAAAAAAAUUUUUUUUUCACUCACUUUACGUUUGUGCGCGAGAGAGAUCAAUUUGCGAAUGAAAAAAAAGAAGGAGAAAUAAAAAAAAAUGAAUAAAAUUGUUGAAUUGACGAAUAAUGAAACGAUAGAAGAGAAAAAAUUGGAAAAUAAAAAUUCAAACACUGAAAGCAGUCAUUUUUUGCCUGAAAAGUACAAAAAAGGUGUUACCGAAAAUAUCACUACCAAAGAUGCCAUUCCUCAAAUUUUUGCCAGUUGUCUGGCCCAUUGCAUUGUUAUUCAAGUUGGAAUUCAUAUGGCUUUUAGUACAGUUUUCAUCGAGGAUUUUAAACGAACCGGAAAGAUGACAAUAGAUAAACAUCACGAAUCUUGGAUAACUAGUCUCAUGACAAUUGGCGUUCCAAUUGGAUCGUGUAUCGCUGGACCAUUAAUGGAUAAAUUUGGAAGAAAAAAAAUUUGCCUCUUCUCAUGCAUUCCACAAAUAAUAUCAUGGCUAUUAUUAUUAACGGCAAAUACAAUAAAUUUAAUUUAUAUAUCACGUUUUAUUGCUGGUUUUUCAUCGGGAUUAACAACUGUUGGAUUAAUUUAUGUCUCAGAAAUAACACAUCCAAGAAUAAGACCAAUGAUGCUAUCGUGUAAUUCAGUUUUUGUUUCAUUUGGAAUACUUAUAACAUGCUGUUUACCUGUGUGGUUAAAUUGGUUAAAUAUGGCAAUUUUAUUUUUAAUUAUUAAUUGUUUAACAUUUAUUGGAUUAUUUUUUAUACCCGAGAGUCCAUAUUGGAGUUUGUGCUUUAAUAAAAUGAAUAACGAAACGGAAAAAGCACAAUUACAAGCUGAAAAUAGUCUCAAAUGGUUGAAUCGACGAGAGAAGAUUUUUCAAAGUGAAUUAACACGACUAAAGACAAUUUCAAUUGAUCGAAAUGAAAAUAUAAUUAAAUCGAAAUUUGGUGAAAAAUUAAAAAAUCUUUAUCAUGAAUUUUGUAAACCAACUGCUUAUAAACCAUUGGCGAUAAUUUCAAUUUUUUUAUUAAUUCAACAACUCUCGGGUUGUUAUGUUGUGAUAUUUUAUGCUAUUUCUGUGUUUAAAAAUAUUGACAUGAACAAUAAUAAGAAUAAUAAUAAUAAUUUAGAAAAAAUUAAUGAACACAAUUCAACUGUUUAUGGUGCAUUAGUAUUACUUGGUAUUGUACGUUUUUUCAUGAGUAUUGUCACAGCUUAUUUUAGUAAAAAUUAUGGACGACGAAUACUUUGUAUAACAAGUGGUCUUGGUAUGGCAUUUUCAAUGUUUUUCUCAGCAAUGUAUAUGUAUUUAACAUCAUCAUUGGAUAGUGAAAAAUUAAUGGAUUAUCAACAACAACAACAAUCAUCGGCAACAGUAAUGUUGGGACAAAAAUGGAUUUUAAUUGUUAUUAUAUUAUUUUAUAUUUGUAUGAGUGCAAUUGGUUUUAUGGUAAUACCAUGGACAUUGGCUGGUGAAUUAUUGCCAAUAAAAAUAAAAGGUUGUGCAAGUGGUUUUUUAAUUGCAAUUGCAUAUAUUAUUAUGUUUGGCGUUAUGAAAGCAUAUUUAUAUGUUCUCGAUGCAAUUGGUACGCAGGGUAUAUUUUUUUUCUUUAGUUUUAUUUCAUUAAUUGGCACGGCUUUUGUUUAUAUUUUUUUACCCGAAACAUUAGGCAAAUCAUUUGCCGAUAUUGAACAGUAUUUUGUUAAUAAUAAUAAUAGGGAAAAUUUUAAUAAUAGUAAAAAACGUAAUCAAGUACAACGAUUGCAAAUUCGUGAUAAUGAUGAAAAUUUGUCAGUUUAAUUGAAAUAAAAAAAAAAAAAAAAAAAUGUAUAGGUAAAUUAAAACAAUUUUUCUUUUUUAUAUCAGGUUUGCCACAAAUUAGGGAGAAAAAUAAAAGAAAUUUCUAAAAAAUGUUACUGAAAAUUAUAAUUUUUGAAAUUUUCAAUUUGUAAAAAUUUGCAAUAGCAGAGAAAAUUAAAAAGAAAAUUGUAAUUUAAA
This is a messenger RNA of Leptopilina boulardi, 2191 nucleotides long. Its product is annotated as facilitated trehalose transporter Tret1-like. The transcript is spliced from 7 exons. Gene Ontology annotation, biological process: transmembrane transport. The coding region runs from base 284 to 1993 and encodes 569 amino acids. The record is from RefSeq and is a predicted model, not a curated record. Gene Ontology annotation, molecular function: transmembrane transporter activity. Gene Ontology annotation, cellular component: membrane. NCBI's taxonomy places the organism in Eukaryota, Metazoa, Arthropoda, Insecta, Hymenoptera, Figitidae.